Molecule: messenger RNA, 525 nt
Organism: Cricetulus griseus (Chinese hamster)
Lineage: Eukaryota; Metazoa; Chordata; Mammalia; Rodentia; Cricetidae
Source: RefSeq, a predicted model, not a curated record
AUGACCUGUGACUGUUGCUCUUCAAACUCCUCCUGCAGCUCCCUUAGGCGCUGCCUGCCCUCCUCGGGUUCCUCCUGUGGCUCUCCCUACCCCAGCAACCUGGUCUACACCACUACCAGCUGCUCUCCCAGCACCUGCCAGCUGGGCUCCUCUCUCAACAGUGGCUGUCAGGAGACCUGCAUUGAGCCCACCAUCUGCCAGAGGUCCUGUGUGGUGUCCAGCCCCUGCCAGACAGCCUGCUACUACCCCAGGAGCUUCGCAACUUGCAGUCCCUGCCAGGAGACAUAUGCUGGGUGUCUGGCCUUUGGACCCAGCAGCUUCCAGACCCUGGAGUGUGGAUCUAGGGGGUGCUACAUAGUGGGUUGUGGACCCAGUGGUUGUGAAUCUCUGUAUUACGGAGUCUCUGGCUUCCCUUUCCAGAGAUGCGGGCCCAGAUUUUGCUAUUCAACCCUCCUGCCUGCUAGAACCUCUCAAGCUGGUUAUAAACCAAUCUGUGGUAACACCCUCUAUGGAGUCUACUGUUGA